AUGAGAUAUCUCAUUUUUUUUGUGACAUUAUCUCUGUGUGUUAAUCAUAUUCGUGGGUAUAAGGAUGAUGAUGAUGAAGAUUUUUCGCAUCUAGUUGUAGGAGGUUACCGAAUACAAGAUAAUUAUUUCACAAAAUUUAUGGUUUCUAUCAGAACAGGAAAGCCUAUAGUAGCAUACGGCGAUAAUCAUAUGUGCGGUGGUGCUAUCAUAUCAAAACGUUGUGUUGUGACAGCUGCACAUUGUCUAGUCCAUGCCAUGACAACUAUAAAAAUUCCAGUUGGUGAUAUGUAUGUAGUUGCUGGAUCAAAAUACCGCUUAAAUGUCACGACUUCUACACAAACCUUGUAUGUAAAAAAAUCUUUUGUGCAUCCAUCAUAUUCAACAAUUGAGACAGUUGCAGACGUAGGUCUCCUGCAUUUAGAAGGUCAAUUUAUAUUGGAUGACAAAACUGUUGCGGCAAUAACAAUAGCAAGAGAAACACCUAAAGCCAACACAAAAUGCAUCACUGGAGGAUGGGGAUCUGCUUAUUUCCUUGGUCCAUCUCCAGAUAAUAUUUUAUAUGUUAAUUUACAAACCAUAACUAGAACUGCUUGUAAGAUUUUUAUCACUGAAUUUGAAGAAGGUAUGAUAUGUGCGGUAAGUCUUGAAGUACCUGAAAUGGAUACGUGCCAAGGUGAUUCAGGAGGUCCUCUUAUAUGCGAUAAGUUUUUAAGUGGAAUAGUUUCCUUCGGCUACGAAUGUGGUGUAGGAUAUCCAGGCGUUUAUGCAGAUGUGGCAUUUUACAGAGACUGGGUUCUUCAAAAUCAUGCAAUUAUGCACACGAAUAAAUUAAGUAUACUCGUUGAAUUACUUUUGAUUAUAUUUUUGCAAUGUUUUUACUAUGAAGUGAGGUUUGGUAAAAAUCAAUAUAAUACAAUUCCAUUACAAAUAAUAAUAGAGUUACUGUAUAAGCAAUAA
Messenger RNA from Teleopsis dalmanni, 957 nucleotides. RefSeq names its product cationic trypsin-like. Gene Ontology annotation, biological process: proteolysis. NCBI's taxonomy places the organism in Eukaryota, Metazoa, Arthropoda, Insecta, Diptera, Diopsidae. The record is from RefSeq and is a predicted model, not a curated record. Gene Ontology annotation, molecular function: serine-type endopeptidase activity. The coding region runs from base 1 to 957 and encodes 318 amino acids. The transcript has 3 exons.